Messenger RNA from Drosophila mauritiana, 1271 nucleotides. Its product is annotated as aminoacylase-1A. Gene Ontology annotation, cellular component: cytoplasm. NCBI's taxonomy places the organism in Eukaryota, Metazoa, Arthropoda, Insecta, Diptera, Drosophilidae. Gene Ontology annotation, molecular function: aminoacylase activity. The transcript has 4 exons. Gene Ontology annotation, biological process: amino acid metabolic process. Bases 9 to 1214 code for a protein of 401 amino acids. The record is from RefSeq and is a predicted model, not a curated record.
GUGUCGAAAUGAGCUCGGAAAAGUGGGAAAACAAUGAGGAAAUCAAGAUUUUCCGGGAAUACUUGCGUAUACCCACGGUGCAUCCAGAUGUUGACUACACUGCCUGUGUGGAGUUCCUGAAACGUCAGGCUAGCUCCCUAAAUCUUCCUGUUGAAGUGGUUUAUCCUGCUGUUCAAACGAAGCCCGUUGUGAUCAUCAAAUGGGAAGGAAGUCAGCCCGAACUAUCGUCCAUUGUCCUCAACUCCCACUCGGAUGUGGUGCCAGUUUUUCGGGAGAAGUGGACCCAUGAACCCUUCUCCGCUGAUAUUGAUGAAGAGGGCAGAAUCUUUGCACGGGGUACUCAGGACAUGAAAUCGGUGGGCACUCAGUAUCUAGGAGCGAUUCGCCUGCUGAAAGCUAGUGGCUUCCAACCAAAAAGGACUUUGUAUGUAACCUUUGUUCCCGACGAAGAGACUGGUGGCCAGCUGGGCAUGGCGGAGUUUGUUAAGACGGAUUACUACAAGAAAAUGAACGUGGGAUUCAGUCUGGACGAAGGCGGCACCAGUGAAAGUGACGUUCAUCAUUUGUUCUAUGCCGAACGUUUGCGAUGGGGACUCAAACUGAAAGUCAGUGGAACUUCUGGUCAUGGUUCCCUUUUGCUGCCCAACACGGCAGGAGUAAAACUGAAUUAUCUGGUCAACAAACUGACUGAAUUCCGCACCUCGCAAGUGGAGAACCUUGCGAGGGAUUCCAGCCUCAGCAAGGGCGAUGUGACCACCGUGAAUCUUACCCAGUUAAGUGGCGGAGUCCAGAGCAAUGUGGUUCCGCCGCUGUUCGAGGCGGUCUUCGACAUACGGAUUGCCAUUACUGUGGAUGUGGUUGCCUUUGAGAAACAGAUUCGUGACUGGUGCGAGGAGGCUGGUGGCGGCAUUGAAAUUGAUUUCUUCCAGAAGGAACCUUAUGUGGGACCCACCAAGCUGGACAAUUCCAAUCCCUACUGGUUAGCUGUCAAGGCCGCAAUCGAUGAACUUGGAUUGAAGGUUCAUCCCAUUGUUUGUCCUGGCGCCACCGACAGUCGUUUCAUUCGAGAGAAGGGUACCCCGGCCAUUGGAUUCUCACCCAUUAUAAACACCACCAUGCGGAUCCAUGACCACGACGAGUUUCUGCAGGCUGAUGUGUAUCUUAAUGGCAUUGAUGUGUACAAGAAGAUUAUUCGCAAUCUGGCUCAAGUCUAAACAAAAUGUUUGAACUCCAUGGAUCGUUGUUAUAAUAAAGAUGGGCUAAUUACUUAA